Molecule: messenger RNA, 569 nt
Organism: Cydia amplana
Lineage: Eukaryota; Metazoa; Arthropoda; Insecta; Lepidoptera; Tortricidae
Exons: 4
Biological process (GO): plasma membrane phospholipid scrambling
Cellular component (GO): plasma membrane
Molecular function (GO): phospholipid scramblase activity
Source: RefSeq, a predicted model, not a curated record
AAGUGAUAUAGUGGUAGUCAAAAACGAUAUUAAAGUGAAAUAGUCAACUGUAACCUGAAAGACUGUGAAAUAAUCUAAAAAUGGCGACCGCGUCACAUUUAGGCAUCGAAAGCCUCGAAGGCCUCCACAGCGUGACGAUCAGGCAGAAACUGACUGCUGUUUUCUCGAACAACGAGUACGUGGUGCUGGCGCCAGAUGGCGCUGUCAUUCUGUACGCCAAGGAGAACUCCCGCGCACUCAACCGGCUGUUCGUCGGGAAGGACCGCUCUUUUGAAAUUAACAUUUAUGACACACAGGAUAAAGAAGUGGUCCGUCUCCGCCGUCCGUACACGUUCGGCCCCGACAAAAUGGACGUAACCUCGUGUGGCAGCCUCAUCAGCGUUGUACGACAGGAGGUCACCGUCUUCAAACCAGUCCUCAACAUCAAUGAUGCCAAUGAUCGACCUAUGCUGAGGGUCAAGGGUCCUAUGGCUACUUUUGGAGAUGCUGACUUCAAAUUAUACGACACAAAGAAGCAGCAAGUGGGCGUCAUCGCCAAGCGCUGCGACGGCCUGAUGCGGAAAGACUAC